Molecule: messenger RNA, 633 nt
Organism: Penicillium odoratum
Lineage: Eukaryota; Fungi; Ascomycota; Eurotiomycetes; Eurotiales; Aspergillaceae
Exons: 1
Coding region: 1-633 (210 amino acids)
Source: RefSeq, a predicted model, not a curated record
AUGUAUUCCCCAUUGAACGAAACAGUCUUGUCGGACGAGUACCUGCGCACCUGGAGAUUGACAUUCGUCAUCCGUCAUCCAGCACUAGCGUGGCCCUCGAUGUACCGUGCUAUGGUGAAGAUCUCAAUACUGGGAAUGAAAGACGAUGACGGAAUCAAGGGCGCAUCAAUGACGAACAUGUCACUGCGUUGGACCCGCAUGCUGUACGACUGGUGCAUGGAGCAACCGGGCGACCCGACCACACCACUGAUCAUGGAUGCGAACGAUGUUAUCCACACCCCCGAGAGUGUGAUGCGGUUCUGCGAACCUGCGGGCUUGGACUCGGGGUCUAUGCAGUUUAAAUGGGGCUCGAAGGUAGAAGAGAAAAGGUCUCAGAAAUUGGUUAAUGGAACGAUGGAAGGUGACAAGGGCCAGGAGGAUAUAUAUAAGAAGGCCGCUGCUAUCAUGCUUUACACGCUGGAGGACUCCUCGGGAAUCGUGAAGAAUAAGGCGCUUGCUAAUAUUGAUGUUUCUGCUGAGGCGACGAAGUGGAAGGCUGAGUUUGGUGAGGAGAUGGGUGGGUUCAUUGAGAAGGCGGUUCGGGAUUUGAUGCCUGAUUAUAAGUACCUUAAAGUGCGACGAGUUACAGCGUGA